Xiphophorus hellerii (green swordtail) is the source of this 2386-nucleotide messenger RNA. RefSeq lists its product as uncharacterized. NCBI's taxonomy places the organism in Eukaryota, Metazoa, Chordata, Actinopteri, Cyprinodontiformes, Poeciliidae. The transcript is spliced from 3 exons. Bases 467 to 2170 code for a protein of 567 amino acids. The record is from RefSeq and is a predicted model, not a curated record.
GUGGAGAAGAUUUCUUUGAGCUAACUGUGUUCAUUAAUUGUUAAGCACAUAGAUUGUCCAACAAAAAAAUAAUUUAAUGAAAUGGUGGAAUCCAAUGCAUCACUUUCUCUGCACAUAAAUUAUUAUACUCAUAACUUCUUAAAACCAUCAGAUAGAGUUUAAUGAGAUAGUAACAGACAAUCAGCCAGUUAUAUUUCAUCAUUGUAGAUUACAAAUUUUCUCAAACCUCAUAUUCAUAAUUGCAAGAUCAAAAGCAAAUAGUAAGUAACAAAUUAACUGUGAAAUAGAGCCAUGGGGUAAUACUGAAGCAAAAUAGGCAGCUUUUUUACAUUAACUGAUGAACAGCCACCUGGUCAUUUACAUUCCUAUCUAACCAAAUUUGCACUGAGAUGUGACCAGUAGCUUCUCUGUCUUAUGAAUUCAUUUUGACUGUUUGACCGGCUUUGCUGCACAUUUUGCUAGCACCAUGAUGAAACUCUAUGGAUUUUGUGCUGUUAUUGUUCUGCUGUCUUUGGCUAAGGGGUGGAGUGCUGAUUGGAAACCUGAGAGAACACACCCAAGCUUCAUCCCCCGAGACAGGGAAGAUGGCCAUAUUUCCAGCCACCAGACUAUCAUUAUAAUGGAGGAAGACCCUGCUGUGAUUGAAUCAGCUACUUAUCUGUUUGAGAGGAAUCCAUAUUCCUCCACUUUGAUGAAGUACCACAAGGGGGCACUGCAUAUACUAAGAGGUGGUCAUUUGAUUAAAAUCAGAAGUUAUGAUAUCGUACUUGUUGGCCAUGGUAGAGAGGCUUCCACAGGAGAACUCUACUUGUCUGGUUAUGGUGCAGAGGAAGUUGCCAGAUUGGUAUCCAGCCUGAAGACAGACACCCUAAUUGAUCUCAUUGACACCAUCAGCCUAAUCAGCUGCAACCUUGGAAAUAACCAGAACUUUGCCCUGAAGCUGCUCCAAGGUCUCCGAUCUCUGAAUGUGGCAGCAAAGCUGCACCUACACAAGACGCUCAUAUCAGUCUCCUCUGAUGGGAGGAUAAUGAGCGGACGAGGGGGUGUCUGGAGGUCCCAUGACUACAGCAGUAGAGUCAUUGCUGAACUCAGCCCAACAAGUGACCUGUUGACAAGGCAAACAUUUGGCUGUGCAGGUUCAGUAUUUUCAAAUUAUAAAGGAAAUAUUCUGUUCUAUUUUAAAAGUCUAGAGUGGCCAAGAUAUCCUCAAAUGUUCGUCCCAAUGGAACUGCGCAAAAAGUACCCUUCUAUUAACUGCUUGGAGGGGCUCACUUGGAGUUUGUUCUUUGAGGAAAAUGAAAAAAGACGCGCUCCAGAUUAUAUCCCCAACGACCACCUGAAAGCUGUUUGGCUUGAAGUGACAGAAGAGAACAGCAUUGUCCUUAAACAUAUCUCCAACAUACAGGACCUUCUUGUGGAGAUCCGCUACAGUGCUAGAGAGGAAAUGGCUUCAGAACAGUAUUAUGUUCUAAAUGACUGCAUUUAUAAAAUACAUGGGAAAAACUUGAGCUCAAGUCUGGUAGGAAAGUUCAUGAGGACUGACAAUGAAGCUGAAAUUGAACUAUUUCGUCAGACUUUUGGUGACCAGCAGGGGGAAUCUUCCCUGCUGGAACUGCAGCAAGACCUUAAAGCAUCCAAAUUUACUGACUUCUGCCGCCAGACUUUUCAGUUCCAGCAGUGUACCUACAACUGUGAAAGGUGGGGACGUUACUUCAUGGCAGCAGUUUUCUCAGCAUCAGUACGCAAUUUCCGAACCUUCUCACUUUUUCUGAUGAGUGUUAUCGGCUGUGAAGUGGGUCACACUCGAGGGACUGACAGUGCCCUGUGCACAGCGUUUGUCGGCGAUGACCACCCCAUGAUUACUGAUCAGCCCUGGCCUGACCAUUUGAAGCGAGGAUUCUACGGUUGCACUAUUGACAACUAUGAAAUGGCACCACAGAACAGACGGAUCUGGCUGGAUCAAGUUGUUGCAAAGGAAAAUUCGCUGUACAUUAAAUCAAAGCAAAUGAUGGAUGCUGUGAAUCACAAUGACCAUACUGAGUUGGAGAUCUUUGGCAAGAUUAAAGUCAUGAACAAGUAUGUGUUUUCAUCUUAUCUGGAAUACUUUCGUGGUACACCUGAAGGCAAGAAACUCAAGAGAGGAUGCACUCCCUCGUUCUAUGAGAACUAAAAUACACAGUUUUAAUAUGUUAGAUUCAAUGUGAAUGAUAACCCACCUAGUGCUAAGAUGUCUCCCACGCUCUGCAUUAAAUAAAAACUUUUGUCAUUAAACUUCUGUUAUAUCUUCCUAAUUUGUAAGAGAUUAGUUGUUAGCAUAAAUAUGACAUGUUUGUCACAGGCUUUGGAAUUCUUUUACUGCGGUCUUUAAAGAAUAAACACUGGGAAU